Molecule: messenger RNA, 655 nt
Organism: Myxocyprinus asiaticus (Chinese sucker)
Lineage: Eukaryota; Metazoa; Chordata; Actinopteri; Cypriniformes; Catostomidae
Product: splicing factor 3B subunit 5-like
Exons: 2
Coding region: 146-406 (86 amino acids)
Biological process (GO): mRNA splicing, via spliceosome
Cellular component (GO): U2 snRNP; precatalytic spliceosome
Source: RefSeq, a predicted model, not a curated record
CGAGUUACUCCUUCCGCUUCUGUAGAAGCUUACAGCUUGUUUCGUCCUGCAGCUAAUGAGCCAAGUCAGUCUUCUUGUAUAGGAAACUUUCAUUUAUUUUUUUCAUAUAUCUCUCCUAUUUUGUUGUAGAUUUCUAUAAUUGAAGAUGACAGACCGUUACAACAUCCACAGUCAGCUGGAGCAUCUGCAGUCCAAGUACAUCGGCACGGGCCACGCAGACACCAGCAAAUGGGAAUGGCUGGUUAACCAGCACAGAGACUCGUAUUGCUCAUACAUGGGCCAUUUUGACCUGCUAAAUUACUUCGCCAUCGCUGAGAACGAGAGCAAGGCUCGGGUUCGAUUUAACCUGAUGGAGAAGAUGCUGCAGCCAUGUGGCCCACCUACUGACAAACCUGAAGAUGCUUAGGGAUUGGCUUCUUGGACUGGGCUCUUUCAGUUUUAUGUUUUAUAAGGCUGUGCUCUAGAUGCUUUGAGAGACCCUGGACACAUGGGGUUUGUGGGCGCUCUUUAAAUCCUCUUAUCUGAGGACCAAUGAAUGUUCUCUCUUUUUUUUUUUUUAUUAUUACUCUGUUUUUGGGGGGAAUAUUGAAUUAGUUGUUUGACCACAAGUGUGUUUGAAGGGAAUAAAGAUGAAAAUGUAUUACCCUUACACAAA